AUGGGGGCAAUUAAGAAUAUGGUAUAUGUAGUUGAUUGUGAUGUAAAUCUCUUCAAUUCUUGUAUAAACUUUUGUGAUCGUAAUGGAAUUGCAACGACUUUAGUCUUAGUUCUAGUUUUGGAAGAUUUGAAGCCUCAAAACCUUCUGGUAGACAAGGAGAAGGGCAUCCUGAAAAUUGCAGAUCUUGGUCUCGGAAGGGCCUUCAAUGUUCCUCUCAAGAGCUACACCCAUGAGGUUGUUACUCUUUGGUACAGAGCUCCAGAGGUUUUAUUAGGAUCAACUCAUUACUCAACUGCCGUGGAUAUGUGGUCUGUGGGUUGCAUUUUUGGUAACACCCUUCAAUUCCAUGGUCCACCAUAUACUUUCUGUGGAUUGCAAUUUAGUUGAUUUGAGA
Camellia sinensis is the source of this 394-nucleotide messenger RNA. NCBI's taxonomy places the organism in Eukaryota, Viridiplantae, Streptophyta, Magnoliopsida, Ericales, Theaceae. The record is from RefSeq and is a predicted model, not a curated record.